UUCAUUUCUUAUCACUAGAUUUUUCAAUCAAGAAAACCGAAUUUCAUUUUUCAUUUAAAAAUUGAAACUAUGAAUGUAUUUAGCCAUUAAGUUCAGUCAAAAUUGUUCAUUUUAUGUAUUUUGAUUCAAUAAUGAUAUUGUGUUAAUGCAUCACUCAUCGAUUUCAAAAUUUGGAGAUUUGUAAUUCUGGUUACAUGAGAAGAAGAUAUCCCUGCUAGAAUGGACGAGGAACCGAACGAUGACGUUAAUACAAACUUGAUGCUGCUACAAUGUCGAACUUUGGAGCGACUGCUGGGAGGGCUGCCUAGACCGAGACCUCCGCAAAAUGAAGUCCUGGACAUAUUGAAGGCGAAUGUUCGGCUCUUUGGAGCGUUUAUUGGCCAAGAUGUACAGAAUGUGAAAAAUAAAAACAAGUCUGGAAACAAGAACCGAGCACCUCGUCCCGUUGGAAAAAAUAGAGAAAAGAAAAAACGAAAAGCCCUUGCUUUGCUAGCCGCCGAUACUGCUCCUGUACCGCUCAUGAAUAUACCUGUACCAUUACCGAGUGGUUUAGAUGUAGAAUCAUUGCCAAGUAUUGUGCAACCUACCCCUACCUGUCACAGUGCACGAAAACGUUCAAAAAAAUCUAAAUCUGAAUCAGAAACGUCCGAUUUACCAGCCGUUCUUGAAGUAGCUGAGGGAGCCUUAGCUUACGAACGUGAUGAACCAUCGACGCAAAUGGAGUUCUUCGAACAAGCGUAUAUAAAAAUGUUCAAAUUAGAUCCGAAAACGUUAUUGCCAUUUAAACCUAGCAACAGGUACCCGAAAGGAUACGUUAUCGCUGGGUACGAUUUCCCCGAUGGCAGGGUUUCGAAUGGACUAUUCGUUGGUAACAUAUUGUUACUCGGUGACGCGUUUGUUCACGGUAUCGAACGCCGAGUAUGUUGUAAUAAAACUUACGGCGCAGACGAGGCUUUGUGUAACAAAAAUUUAUCCAUUUCGCAGCUUACAGAGACGCUUAAUACGUAUCCGCGACUACCAGAAAACGUUCUGUUAUCUAUCGGCACUACCGAUGCUGGGCUAACCGAAAGCCUUAUACAAAUUCGUCGCCAGUACGGUUCUCUGUUACAGACGCUCGGGAGUAAGGGAGUAACCAAACUGCGAGUAUUGCCGGUGAUAACUGUUCCUGGAAUGUCAGUUCGAUACGAGGAAAUGGCCGCUAUAGUAGCGGCCGAUUGGUCAAUACCCUUCGGCGGAGAAUAUAUUUACGAAAAAGAUGUACUUCAGCCGUUACUUGACUCGUUCAAGCAGCCGUUGGAAUUUCAAUACAAUAGUUACAUUUUCUUACCAAAGCAAUGGCGUCAGAUUGCUGAUACAAUUCGUUUAACCUUCGAUCCGUCUUCGGCUUCCCGUACAGCCGAAUCCGUCUUACCACACCGUCGUUAUACAAAAAAAUCAGCACCCGGAACCGGAUUAAAAUUAGAUUACGCUUUACGUAAAUCUGGGCUAAAUAAAAAGACCAAAGAAUGAAAAACGAAAAGAUUUCGUGGUAAAAUAUGAGAAAAUGAAAAGAGUCGACGAUCCGGUGAACGAAAAUACCCAUUUUCAAAGUUUUAACUAUAGCAUCACGUAUUUUGUCUCUUCCCUCAGUAUUUUGAUCGUUACAUCAAUGGAAGAGAAUUGUAUUUUGAACAGGGAAGGGCCUGAUAAACUGGAAAAAGUAAUAUGUAGCUGAGAAACAGGGAAAAGUCAGGAAAAAUCAUUUCUUCAAAAUAAAAGACUCCCUGAUUGAAACAAUAUCGUCAAGAAACUUACUGUUUGUAGAAAUGAUGAACACAGAUCACCUUUUACCUUGUUAGCUCACACAUUUUCGGGCUUUCUCCGUAUAUGUGAAAAUGUCAACAGUUUUAUCUCGAGCAUCACUUGUCAACGAUGCAUCGUCGAGAAAGUUUUCUUCUUACGAGUUACAACUUGCGAUUGUCACCCAUCAGAUCAAUGAUUUGUUAAUAUUAACGAUGUUAUAAUAGUGAAAUGUGAUAUGUUUAUUUAUAUUCGUCGUUAAUUUUCAUUUGUUAUGAUCCUAAUUGGAUGUAAAAAAUAUUUAUGUAUAAUACUUACUUGUUUUUGAACCAGUCUUUAUUGAUUUCUAGCAUUUUACUGCUUAGAUAAAAUUUCUUCUAUGUUGUUUGCUUUUUAUUUUUGUUCUUGUUUUAUUAUUUGAAAUUUGAUCGAUGAUGGAACGAAAUUUUCUUUACUUUCAUCUUGCUUUUACUGGCGAAAAUAUUGUUAAAAAGUUCUGAUUUUUUAUCAGUCCUAUAACGAAGGAAUUUUUUUUUUAUUUUCAUCAAUCAAAUUUAGAAAUUUUCUGUUUCCUCGAUUUUUUUACAUUUUGAUUGUUUCUUUUUGAACUUAUGUAUCAAAAUGUAUAUAAAAUGAUAGCUUUGUAAAUUUUUUAUGAGUUUAAUUUUUUGCAAAUAGAGAUGGCUUGACCAAAUAGUUGGUUUGAAAUUGUCUACCAACAUGAAUGUUGAAUAAAUUAUUAUUUUGUAUUUUGUACAUUUUUUUUUUUUUUUUACCAAACUUGUGCUUUUUUGUGCAUAAUUAAUUAUACCUACUGAAUUAGGUUUGGUGAUAUUUAAAAAUAAAAGUUGUUAUUUAGUGAUAUCGAGUUUACAUUUUUAGGAAAGUAAUUUAUUCAGGACUGGUUUGGUAAACAGAUGGGUUGGAAUUAAAAUGUUAUUUCGGCAAUUUUGAAGAUUUCUUAGGCCAAAAUUGGGCCAUGAUUAGCAAGAUUUGAAACGUAUCACGUAUCAGGGCUACCAUACUGAAAGAGUUUUUCAGUAGGAAGCUGACUCCUCCUAUUAAUAUAUUUAUGCGAAAUGAACAACUCACGCAAGUUUGGUACUGUCAGUUAAUUACACAAAACAAUAACAAACUUGGUCGUAUUGAUUAAUAAAUAUAAGUGAAAUCUACACAUUAAAGUAGGCAUACUCUACGAAAAGCAAUAACAAAAUUUUAAAAAUUCAGAUUGCUGAAGUUUGUGCUGAGAUAUUAAUCAACACGAAGUGGCUUGUCAACAUUGCUCAAAUGAUAUGAAAGCAUUAAUAAUAAACAUAUAUUUUCCACUAUAUUAAAUAAUUAUGUACUUGCAACCAAUACAAAAAAUUUACAAUCAUAAAUGACAACUAUAUAUAGAAAUGUUUUUUUUUUUUUUUUUAAUUAAAAAGGUCUCCUUGUUUUAUGUUUGAGAACACUGGAAAAUAGAAACCAUUCCAUAAGUGAUUCAUUAGCUUUUUAUUAUUUACAUUUUGACAUCAUAUUCGCAGGAACACAUUCGUAAAAUUAUAUUUGAAUUAUUUCCUAUAAAUUUCUAUCAUUUGUUCUAAGUGUAACUAUGAGUAAAGCAACUCAAAAUGUGCUCUUAUUUGAUGUAAAAUAUUUGAUAUUUUAUUUGAUUACUUAGAGUUAUUGUAAGAUUCAUAGUAGUUAUUAAUUGUAUGUAUUAUGAAUGAACUAUACCCAUAUUUAUUAGAUACCUUAUUGACAGAUUGAAGAUGGAUCCGCAAGCGGGACCAGGGUUGAUUCAAUAUCAUCUCUUCAUUGGGCAAGCGAAAAUUCUAUUAACACGUGAGACAAGAAAAUUGGAUGGAAAACACGAACGAAUGAUUGUACGCACAUUUGAUGGAGUUGAUAGGUACCGAAAUUUGGAUACAGGAAAGAAAAUUACGCAAAAUGAUGCGGUGUAGGUACCUACGUUUGUAAAACCGUAUCCAAUUUUGAAUUCAUUUUGUAAGUUUUGUUCACAAGUAUAAUGUAAUACUUACAUUAGUUUAGCAGGUUACGUUACAUUAUAAUUUGACGAAAAGA
This is a messenger RNA of Planococcus citri (citrus mealybug), 3846 nucleotides long. RefSeq lists its product as uncharacterized. The record is from RefSeq and is a predicted model, not a curated record. The coding region runs from base 220 to 1509 and encodes 429 amino acids. Lineage: Eukaryota; Metazoa; Arthropoda; Insecta; Hemiptera; Pseudococcidae. The transcript is spliced from 4 exons.